Messenger RNA from Porites evermanni, 12066 nucleotides. NCBI's taxonomy places the organism in Eukaryota, Metazoa, Cnidaria, Anthozoa, Scleractinia, Poritidae. The record is from the annotation of a GenBank genome assembly.
AUGUGGUUUGCUGUGGUGGCCUUGUUCUUUUCAGCUGCAUUCUUGCUUCCAGACGAAAUCACUUGCACCAAGGGGAUCCGUUAUAGUCAAAAUCUUAAAAAACCUCUCAGCGCAUUAGUCCAAAGUCACUUGGAUAGAGCAGUGACUGAACAUCAGUCAAGGGUAAACUAUGAAAAAUUAAAAACGAGUUCACCAAAGACGGUCACAGAAACCAGUUUACCCGGAGGAGGGAAAAUAGCAACAUUUAGAAGAACUGACAAAAUUUCUUUGAAAGAAGCGCUUAACUUCGUGAGCUCAACCGCUCUUUAUAACAACGAAGAAUACCCUACAGAAUUCGCAGUACCAAUUGGAAAACGAACUGAAAAGUUUAAACUCACCAAACAGCAAGACGGGUCUUUUACAGUAAACCUUGUACGCAAGGAAAGUAAUGAAGAAGUUGAUCUAGCUGAUCUCCAUGACCAAGCAAAAAUUCUCUCUGACCCAAAACUGAAGGAUCCCUUAAGAGACACAAUACAAGACGCGUCUUUGCAAGCCUUAGAUGCGAAACUGAACAAUCAGCCCGAUUUGGAGAGGUCAUUACGAAUUAACGACCUAACAGGAAAAGUUAGCGCGAAGGAAAGGGAUGCGGUCUUUCACGCAGCCACUGAUUUUAUAGUUGGAACAGCCAUAACAGGGAACACCUUGACAGGAUUAAAUACUGCCAUUUGGGUGCAAGGGGCAAACAAAGUCAUCAUUUCAAAAAUGGAGGAGGUUAGGGAAAAGCAAAAGCAGGAGAUAGCGGCAGCAACUGAAACGAAACUGGAAUUUGAAUUAACUCAGAGUAUGCUCAAAACCAGUAAAGAGGCAAUUGAGGAGUGGAACAAAUUGAAGACCCUCGACUCCGCGAUACCAGGCAAAAAAAUUAUUGAAGAGCAAAUAAUUCAAAAAGGAAAAGAUUCUUAUUUGAAGGUGACAAUCCAUGAAACCGACCAAGUAUCGCUCAAAGAAAUAUUUAAGUUAAAACAAUUUAUUCUUGACAUAUACCCUGACCAAGGAAAUAAUCAUAUAAGAUUUGAAGUUCCAAUAGGUGGAGAAAUGAGAAAAUUUCGUUUGAUGAAAGCCCCUCAGGGAACUGAACAAAUAUAUGUCAUUUCUUAUAAUGGUGAUUGGCCUGGUACCACGAAAAGAGAGAAAGCUGGACCUGAAUACGAAGUAAUGGUAGAUAAAUUCCUUAGCAAAUUCCCUGACCAAUAUAAGCUAGCCAAGGUUAUGAUAAAGGCAGUGGACAGCGCACUUGACAGUCAACCUGAUUUCUCAACAGAGCUGAAAAUUCCCAAAAAGCCCGCCCUGUCCGCUGACAUCAUUCGAGCUUCUGUAGAGUUUCUGGUUAUUACAAUGGUUGCAGAAGCAGCUCAGCCCAGAGAUGAGGGCAAAGCCAGUUAUUUAAGAGAACUAGCACAGAAAAUACAAGAAAAAAAAAGAUUCCCCCAAAGUAAAGAUAUGCCCAGCCUUCAAAAUUUAAACGAUCCAUCCGGGCGAAGUCCAGUAAUGGACGAAGUUGUCGAAGGUAUGCUUAAAAACAUGGGAGAAACAAACAUAAGAAAAAUAUUUACCAGCAGAAAAUUUCCUCCAAGACGUAAGAAUGUUGGAUCAAGGGUAGGGCGCGAAUGGCUGCAUAAAAAAUUACAAGGGGAUACCAUAGUUCCUUCGUAUCUUAUCCGCAAACGUGCUGCUAAAGAACACGAUCGAGAGCUUAUCUCCAACAAGGUCUCCGAAAAUUGUGAAAGACGCCGAAAGAAGCGCUUUGCCUGUUUAAUGAGCAAUAAAGACCCUCUUACUGUUGAUGAAGAGUCUAUCAAAAUUACCAAGGACAAGGUUGAAUUUGAUGUGGUACAUCGCCGUCAUGCAAAAGAACGAGAGCAUGUUGAGCUGAAGAUAACUCCAAAUGAACUGGCCACUCCUAGGCUGAUUAUGGAUAAGGUUAUAAAUUCUCAAAGGGCCGGAAUGGGUAAGGUCUACGCUAAAGUCAAUAAAGGUUUAGCAGUUCACGGUCUUAUAUUUUCAGUUCUCGGCGCUGUCAACUACUUUCAGGAAGGCGAUAACCUUAGAGGUGCCAUUUCCUUGGCCCAGUCUGCCCACACACUGGCAGGACUAACUGGCCUCAGUGAUAUUAUCUCCAAGGUGGAAAGUAGAGUCAUAAGCCGUGCAGCUGAGGGGUUGGCAAAAACCUUAAAUUUGGAGAAAGGCUUGGAAAAGUUAUCCGUCAAAGUAGAAAAGUUCGCAGAGAGAGGGGUAGGAGAGUUGCUUGGAGAUAUCCCCGUUGUGGGACUCGCAUUUGAUAUCUACUUUAUUGAACAGGACAUAGAACAAUUGGCUAAUCUAAAUCUUGAUGACCCAGACGACCUUAAACUUUUACCACUUCGUGUGAUCGAUUUAGAACUGGACGUUAGCACGACGGUUUUAAAUCUAAUAGGAACACUUUGUCCGGCAGCAGAAGUCGUCACUGAGCCUCUUGUUAUUGUCCUCUCUAUAAUACGAAUGGCAAUUGACGACUUCUACAUAGAUAUUAUGGCGGAGAUGGAAAAGGUUAAUUGGAAAAGCCCGUGGGCGGGAUUAGAGUUCCUUGGAGCUUUGGUAAAGGGGUUUUUAGAAGGUGCUGCAGAUUUACUAACAGGUGGUUUACGUCGACAGAUGGAGUCCUACAGAAAGCAGGAAGAAUAUGACGAAAAGCUUAUUCGGGAUUUGAAAAACCCUGAUAAUUAUUACAAGAUUGUUGGUAAAAAGAAGGGGGGUGGGGGUAGAAUUGAUUUUACCCAAGGAAAACUUUCCAGCUUUGGUGGCUAUAUCAACUUCAGGCUUAAUGACAAUAAUCGAGCUACUUUAGAAAUCGGAGAUGUCAGUGGAAGUCAUAAUACAAUUCGUAAGACGUUUCAGGUUGGUUCAGAUGUUCAAGAUAUCGUGCUUGGAAUAGGAGAGUCGAGGACUUUCGAAUACAAACACAAAACGGCCAAGCUGUGGUUUGUUAUUCCAAUUAAGUCAUACAAUGUUAUUUGCGGUGCAAAUUUGCACGAAAAAUCAGUUUAUGGAACUUAUUAUGGAAACUCUAAGGACAACAAAUUUUAUGCCGUACAGAAACCAAAGCCAACAACAAAACCCACAGGAAAAAAAGGUGGAGAUUGUAACUUUGGAAAACUGAAUCUUAAAUUUGUUACCGGAAAUUACCAUUAUAAUUUGUAUGGGCGGGGUGGAAGUGACACCUUUUACCUCGGACCAGAGAUGUCCGCUGUGACUGGAGGAACUGGAAGUGAUCUUUACAUUAUUCAAUCAGACGGCGGAAAAACAAUUAUCGAUAAUUUUGCAGAAGAUAACGUGCGAGACAUUAUUGUUAUCAAUGUUGACUAUGCCAGCAUCCGAUGUUAUCAGACUGGAGUUGAUCUUCACCUGUCUUAUUCCAAGAGUCAUCACAUUCGUAUCAAGAACUGGUUUGUUCCCGGAGAUCCCACCUACUACCGUCACGUCUCAUUUCGAAGUCAGGAUGGAGUCGUUUUCGUCCCAAAACAGGUUUUGAAUAGCCAAGAUAUACAUGUUGUUCAGUGUGUGGCAGUGGCUCUAGAUUUGGGUGCAGCAAAGAAAACUCAAACUGUCACACUUAAUGAUUAUAGAUAUCGUCAAGUCAAACAAGUAUCGGGUUCCAAUAGCUCUGAUAACAUUUUCGGUAAUGAUGUAAAUAACAUCUUGGAUGGAGGUCUUGGAGUAGAUCACUUGUAUGGAGGGAGAGAUGAGGACACUUACAUUAUUAGAGCAAAUGAGGGAUGCGAUGUAAUUGAUAAUGAUGCAGAUGAUUACUUGAACACCACUGACAUCGCGGUAUUCGAAGUACCCUUUAAGAUGAUAGAAGUUCAAAUAAUUGGUAAUGACCUCCUUUUAACAGACCGGAACAAUGUCCAAGGAUCGUGCUUUAAGAUAGCAAACUGGACUUUAGGGUACCGGUAUAGACAUAUUCUCUUUACGUCUGGCGAUCACGUUGUCUUUAACGUCUCCACCAGCGAAGACGGUAGCGUGUUUAAAGAACCAAUCAUACUAGAUUACAAAACGUCCGCAACCGGAGUCUGUGUAGAUUUGUCAGAUUUACCGAGUCCAAAGUGCAUCAAACCCAGUGGGUACGCUAAAAUAGCCACAGUUUCUGAUUCCCCACACAACGAUUACAUAGUGGGAAAUGCACAGACCAACUUUUUAAGCUGCACUGGGGGAGAAGAUUAUCUUGAGGGUGGGGAAGGUACUGACAAUUAUGUUGUCAAGAAAACAUGCCAGAAAGCAGUAAUCAACAAUUUUGACAGUCGCAUGAAAGCGGAUGUAGUGUACUUGGAGGAAACGUUUAUAAACGUACAGCUGAAGCGAAAUGGUGAUGAUUUGAGGGUAGUCUCAAGUCAUGGGACACCCACUGUAGCACUUCAAAACUGGUUUAACUCCUCCAAGUACCAACAUCUUGGGCUAAGGACUAUCGAUGGAAUUACGCUUAGAAUAAACAGUAAGACGUUGAAACUCGAACCGUAUGAGGUAUCUAAGGACCCUAGUGAAUGUCAAUGCAAGCAAGUGGGAUGUGACAAAGGAGUGGUAACAUAUAAUCUUACUAAAGAUCCUUGGCAAAACGUGGUCCGCUUUGAGUUGAAAUCAAGUCAUUGCAGUUAUAAAGUUUACGGAAACAAACUUAACAACUAUCUUGAUCCCGGAGCAGGCAGUGGUUAUAAUUACCAACAUUUGGAAGGGAGGAAUGGAUCAGAUACUUACGUGUUAAACCACGGAUAUGGCGAGUUUAAUGAAAUCAAUAACUAUGCUGAAGAUAGCAAGACAGACACCCUUGAGCUUGGUAUAGAGUUUGAUGAUGUUGGCGUAGACUUUCACAGCCAUUAUGAUGCCAUUCUUGGAUCCAUUUCACGACCCACCUCACUUGGUGUUCUAAUUUUAGAUUACUUCCGUGGGGCGAAGUAUCAGCAUCUACAGAUAAUAUCCGCGGACAAGGUGGUAUUUAAUAUCGUCGACAAAUACCCGUACAAAAAGGUUGUGGUCGUCGACCGUAGAACCAUUGAUUCACCACAAAACAUUGAUCCUUUAAGAAAUGAAAUAAUUGGAGGAGCAGAAGAUUUAAAGGGAUCACUCACCUCUCCCAAUAACCUGACAGGUAGUGACACAACAAAGGAAAUUGAAGGUGGUGCUCAGGCCGACACUCUACAUGGAGGCGACAAAGGAACAAUUUUUGACGGGAAACAGGGUAACGACAGAUUUUUUGCUGGUGUUGGUAAUGAUAUAAUUUUUGGUGGGGAAGGUGAUGACGUCAUCUUAAGCGACAACGGGGAUGAUUACGUCUAUGGUGGUGAUGGUGCAGACUUUAUUGAUGGGGGUGAAGGUAGUGAUACCCUCGCUUUCAAAGGCGAUGGUUUCCGUCACCAGGGAGUGACAGUUGAUCUCAGAAUUGGCUUUGGUAAAGGAGCAGACGCAGAAGGAGAUACCUACAAGAGAAUUGAAAACGUAUAUGGCACCAUUCACAAUGAUGUUUUAAUCGGAGCUGACUCUGAUAACAAUCUUUUUGGACUUGAAGGAGACGAUUCACUUGCUCCUCAUGGUGGCGCUGAUAAACUUGUUGGCGGUGAAGGACAAGACAGUUAUUUACUCUAUAAGGCCUUUGGACUAAAAGUUAUUGACAACUACGCGGAUGAUGAAGUUAAAGACACGCUGUCCUUGGUUGAUUUAAAUUCCACCGAUGUGUGCAUCUUUUUAGUUGGAAACGACUUACAUCUACAAAUCGAGAAAACUAACUUGGCGUCAGUUUUUUAUCACGGCGAAAAUUUAGCAGUGAUUAUCAAGAACUGGUAUUUAAAUGCAAAAUACAGACACCUUAAUGUGCUCUUCAGUAACACUCUGUGGGAAGAUUUUGCAUUAUUCGCCAUAGCAGGAAGAUUGGAGAAGCUUGGGAAUGGUACCCGUUUCAUUGAAAACAAAAGUAACCUGCAGGUUGUGUCUUCGAACUCUACCGACGUUACCUUGUCUUGGCAACCAACAAAUAGCGUUUUGUCCAGUACAGAAACCGAAAUAUUUCUUGUACAUUUCAAACAGCCGGAACCCAAAUCCUUAGUGAAAAGACAUGUAGAUAUUAAUCAGACAUCAGUAACUGUCUCGUCUCUUGAUCCAACCUUCCACUAUGUCUUCGCUCUCGCGUUAACAAAGUGCAAGGCGACAAUUGCGGUAUCCCAUACUCUUACAACUUACGGACGCCAGAGACCCUGCCCCGUAGCAAAAAUACCACACUCCACUAUGCAGUACACACCCCCUACUAAUGCAUUAACUCCUGUUCAUGGCACAAUUGCAAAUGUGAAAUGUAAUGCGGGAUAUCACAUUCACUUCCAUCACUCCCAAACGAAUGUCACAUGCUUGGACCAUGAAUGGAUCCCCUCCCUUCCGAUUUGUAAGAGAAAGAAAGAAUGUCGUGUUCUUACAAAGCCACCAAACGGGGAGGUUUCCUCUAACGGUAAUCACGAAGGGUCAAAAGCUUACUAUAAAUGUCACAAGGGGUUCCGGCUUCAGGGACGGAAAGCACGCACCUGUGUAGAUGAAACCUGGGACGGAAAUAUUCCUAAUUGUCUGCCCAUAAAUUGCCCAAAACCACCAUAUGUUCAUAACGGAUCGUACAUUUCUUGUGAUUAUAUGAAGCAUGUAAAAGCAUACGGAACAAUAAAUAGUCCCCUUGAAGGAUACUGUGUCAAGCUUCAAUGCAAAAACUUGUUCCUUCCAAGUCACGUAUUUCGUGGAAAGACGUAUCGCCCUCGAUGGGAAAGUGACUGGAAGAUUCCUCAGGGUGGACGAGUGUGCAGCGAUGGAAAGUGGAUUGGUUAUGUGGAAGACACUUGCCAACCAACUGCUAGACUUGUCAACGUUGCGAAAAGCUGGAGUACAAUAAGUGGCUUGCUUCAACUUUGGCAAAAUGGUGGAUGGACCUUCGCUUCAUCCACCCCGACACAGAACACUCUCAACCUUUCUUGCAAAAGUGUAGGAAUAGAGUCUCCUUACUAUGUAAAACAUGGUUCAAGAGGUUCCAAAAUACUCGUAACAUGCUCCAAGCUGCGUUUUACUCAGCCGAAGCCAACUGUUUACCAAGGAAGGGUUGAAAUGUUAAAUCAAGGCGUCUGGGAAGGAUUAUGCGUCACGGAAAGAGGUACACAAGCUGCAAGCAAGAGGAUUUGUGAAGCACUUGGAUUUAACUACAAAUCUGCAGUUGUGAGCAUCAGUACUGGCUGGACAGACCACUCGUUUGAUUGCCAUCCAAAGCAAAUAUUUUUUCCAAAAAAGAAGAAUUCUAAGACGCUCAGAAUUCCGAGAACGAGGUAAGAAUCGAACUCACGACCCUCCUAAUUCUAGUUCAGGCUCUCUAACUACUUGGCUACUUGAGGCACAAUGGCCAAACUUGCUCAAUUAUGUUCGAUUAUGAGUAUUAAUGACAAAAGCUCGUUUGAUGGGGAAGGUAAAUAGGUAGGGGGGGGGGUGGCUUAAUAUUUAAAUGAGCGAAGAUAAUGGUAUCAGUUUUGCCUCUGUAAAGAACUUAGAAAGCAAGGUGGAAAAAUUUUAAAUACAAUAAAGUUGCAGGAGGUUAUGCAGCCGAAGAUAAAAAGAAAAUACGAACUUUUAGCACGACAAAGAACCAUACCAGAGCAAGUCGCAUAUUAAAGAGUUAUUAAUGACGUUGUAAGGGAAUAAUAAUCAGCAAGGGGACAGGUUUUUUUUUUAAGAAAGAAAGGGGUUGGAGUAUUGAACUUCUUUCCCUGAAAAAAAAAGGGGGCCUCCAAGAGAAGAGAGGUGCUCAUUUGACACGGAAGGCGGUAAUAGUGGAUUUAAGGUACUUUGCUGGCUGACAAAUUAAUGUUUCUAGGCGCAGUUACUGAGAUCCCGAAAGACUGUUCCUCUUAAAUAGUUAUCAAAACGCUGUGAUGAAGAAUGUGUUAAUUGCGUCUGUGAAUACGUAUUUCCUUUAGAGAUGGUCUCCCUUAUCAAGAUUGGCCGUUUGUGGAAAGGUAAGUAAUUCUUUUUAUUGCAUGGCCACAAUAGUGCGCAUGCUCUGAUUGGCUACUAAGCGGCCAUGAUUAUUUUAAUGUAAAUGCACGUAUUCGUGCACUACUAGCUACGUGUCCAAUGCAUAUGAUAGUCUGUGUUUAACUUGCUAGUGGACAUCCUUAUCCUCUAAAAAGUUUUUUUUUUUUCACUCGGGCAUAUAAAUAGGUGAGUUAGACCCUCUUAAUUGUGGCAAAGAGGGAAGUUGUAUUCGUGUUUGGGGUCUAGGCUAGAACUAGCAUAGCAGUUCGCCUUGAAAGAAAGGCAACUAACGAAGAACUCUUCAAUAAUGUGGUUCAAAAACUACGGAUAGUUGUUCGCCAUCCGCUGCGGAGGAAAUGAACACAGAACGAAUAAAAGCAAGGAGAAAUGUAGAAAAAGCAGUAGGUUAAGGCACUUUUUUGUACAUUCCUUUGCCGUUCCUUCAUGACCACGAGUUGAAAUUGCCUAAGGUCCAUUUUCAGUUACAGGUGGAAACGAGGCUGUGGUUGACCUUGUUUUUAUACAGCCCUUUCAUCUAUAUUAUGUAAAUCGCAAUGUUCUUAGAGCGAUUUUCGUAUGACCUUGAAAAAUGGUUUCCGUAAGUGUUCGUUAUUUGUUUUAUCAGCCAAUGGAUGAAAAGAUCAAAACAUGGCCCCUUAGUUUUCCCGCCAAAGAAAACCCUAAUAUGGAGAGUAUGGGUUGGUUUCUAGAAAGUUCUCGGGCAUGAAGUUUUUUCACCCGAGUGUUCGCUUAACCAACCAAAAGCCACCCGCGUUUGUAUGUGUUCGAUAAACCAAUCAAAUCGCUCUAUUUCUGUUCGUUUAUUGUUUCUGUAUUGUUCGCGCGUUUUUAUUUCAAGGUCAUACGAAAAUCGCUCUAAUAAUGCUAAUUAACUAUAUUCUUGGCAUAGUUUCUAUUAGAAAAGAAGGGAGGUUUGUACCAAAGGUCAACUUCAGCCUCACGUUAGCUUAGAGGCUAGGGCACUAAGGCCACAACCGAGGACCUAAACAAGCGAAGGCGAAUUUUCCUUGCUCUCUCUGUACUUGGAAUUGGUUCUUAAAGUGGCAUGAUUUUUAGAAGGGGUUUUCAGCGUCAAUACCUCCGAAAUUAGAGCAUAAACUACUUCGCCAUCAAUAAAGAUUUGGAAAAAAAUUAUCGCUACAGCUGUAUUAGAUAAAGAUGAAAAUUUCUAAUGAUCAGAAUUACAAUGGCAUCAGAGUUGUCAUAGCAACGAAAUGGCGCAGUUACCUAUUUUACUUGCAGCUGUAUUUCUCGGCACUGCUCGUUCUAUAAACGGGACUGGGAAGUGCGAUAAUCAUUAUGAAAGUAACCAAUAACAACAAACUGUGUUGACUUUUUUUUUUCUUUUUUACUCUUGAAGAUGUUCUUUGAAGAGAAAAAGACUUCAGUGUGGUACCAUGGUACGAUGCAGACAGAGAUGUAGUGACAGUUACCCAGUUCCUCAUGGAUAUACCACAUGUUCGGGAACUAGUUAUGAAGAUGACACAUGCGCAGUUCAUUGUCACAACGAUUACAGACUUAAAGGAGACUCUAAAGUCUACUGUCACGGAGGAGUCUGGACAAAGCAAAGCGGAAGACCCGCCUCAUCUCACUGCGAAGAUAUAGGUGCGUAUCAAUUUAUUUUCCCCUGGCAUUGUCAUUCAUAUAAACAAAGUUUUUUUACAUUCAAAAUAUCUUUAAAGGAUCUACGUAACGCUAUUUGUCAUCCUUUUACUGUCCUUUUAAAUUGCACGCGAGCUCUUAAAUUUAAAAUCCAGCUUCAUUGGGUUUUUCACUACGAAAGAUUGAAAAGCACAGCCAUUUCUAGUCUUUAUGGUUUAAGAUUGCAUCCAAAAAUGGGAAGAGAAAUCACACAUUUAUAUAGUGGGUAAGGUUUUUCCUUAAUCCUAAAGGACGCGAGAGAGAAGCUGUCAAUAGGGACUUUAAGAUCCAACGACGCUGACGACAGCGAGAACGUCAAAAAACAAGUGGUUUAAUCAGCAAAACAACAACUUCGCUCGUGCAUCACACUUUUUUGUACAUUUCUUUCCCGUUUUUGCACGACUAGGACGUGAAAAUGCCUAAUUUCGCGUUUUAUGGAGGACGUAAACAACCAACGACGAAACACAUCCCAAACUAUGACCUUUUAAAAUUGUUCGAGUAAACAUCUGUUUCCUAAUUUACACUGAUAGGUAACCAUGCAAGAUUUAAAAAAAGAAAAAAACGUACUUUAAGGGAGAUGUGCAACAUUGAUAUCUAAGAAUCACUUACCAAUAUGGUGGUCUGUAUGUGUGAUUACGAGAUCUAUAUUAUUUUAUUUGACAUCAAAAUUCAGUGGGGCGCAAGAACUUCAUAAUGCUUCACAUUAUAGAAAAGCCGAAUUCAAUAAUUUUUUUAUUAUUCAUUCAAAAUAUUUCUAAGUUCUAAACAUGCUCACCCCUCCCCUUAGAUUUUCUUCUAAACUUUGGCUUUUUGUCUGACGCGGUUUUAGGAUAUAAUUAUAUAAACAGACGUUUUCAAAAAGUUAAUAACAUCAUUCGAGCAAAAUGGUAUACGGCUUAGUUUUGCAUUUCUUUGAAUUCGUUCAGUUCAGUUUUGGUUAGAAAUUCAGCUAUUUCAUCUUCGGGCAUAGCUACGGUGAAAGCCAUUUUGAUCGAUGUUCUAUUGCCCUUGAAGCUUCGGUCUCUAUAAUUCUUGAGAUGAUACGAAAGCCGAAUGCCAUUGUUGUUAAAUAGUAUUUGGCUACAAUAGAAACGCGCUCUGCUCUGAUUGGCUGCUGGGCGGGCAAGAUUUUCUUUCACAACUAGGCAUAUAACAAUUCUUCGCGGUUCGACGGCACUUUUAUGUUGUAACUAUUUAAAAGGUACGAGCGCGAUGGCAAAAACUAAAAAUACUGACAAAGCAUAACCAUCUCUUUAAUACCUGGAAGGAAAAUACUAGCGUACCGAUACUUUAUUGGUAUGAGCGCACGACGAAGGGAGCCACAGCAAGAGUGAGUUUUAAAAGCAUCUUUUCAAAAUAAUUUGCAGAAAAGUCACGUUCACUUAUUCGUAUAAAUCAUCAAUAAAAAACGUGAAUCAAUUGUAGACAUGCAACUUUUUUUUGUUGGCAUGUCUUUAUACCCAUUUAGAACUAUUUAGAACAUUAAAAAAGUUGUAAUUUAUUAACUAGGGCUAACCAGAAUAUAAGAAUAAUGAAUGUGUGGUAACGUUACAACGGUAUUACAGAGCUAAAUCAGCUGGAGCUAACUGUUAACGUAGAAUCGGAAAACGAGUAGAUCAAAACUCCAAUUAUAGUAUGCCUCUUUCUUAAAAGUUAAAAGGGGGUGUUUAUAGAUGUCCUGCAUUACAGAGGGAAGCACAACUGAAGCACUGCUCUACGGAAGGUUUGGUUUUUACAUCUCCAUAUUGAUGUGGUAACUCUCAUACCGAUAUCAAUCCUAUUGUUUUCAAUUUGAUUUCAGACACUUUGUUCAGGAAUGACCUUCAGAGGCUUGUUCGGGAAAACAGCAAAAUGAGUCACCGUGACUUGGCAAUAUUCUUGAGGAAUUACUUGGACAGAAAUUAUCCUAAACAAUAUUGGGUGAUUACAGUAUAUGACCCGGUUACGGGCUUUGAUAAACACACUUUUGUAGAUGGCGAUCGUGUUGGCAGCAAAUUAAGAUAUUAUGGGGUAAACUAUGUUGUUUUCCGAUAUCCCAAAUAUGCCUCUCGCUCUCCCAGAGUGCCAAUCUCCCGUGUCAUAGAGUCGGUAACUGGAAGUAACGCUAAAACUGUUUGGUCAAGUAUCGACAAAAAGUUUGCAGCAAAUUUGCAAAGUUACGCCUUUAUCCACGUAAUAAGGGAAAUUAAGCAGUACGGUAUGUAUUAUGGUUGCGGGAACUCGAAACCGAACGUUUUGACAAAUUAUUACACUACAAAAUCUGAAUCAUUUCCAUCACAAAAUUAUUUUCAUAAAGAGUUUCCAAAUUUUAUAGUCAUUGCCGUUGCUCCUGGAAAUUAUAUUUGA